AUGAGAGACAAAAGACUCGAAUUGAAGUUAAGUGUACGUGGUGAUGGUUCGUUGAGUCGGAAUGGUCUACGGAGCAGCACGAGAAGUAACCGCAGUAAUUUGAGUAAUAGUAGCUCCAAUUUACCUGUGAGUGAAAUAUUUGCAAUAGACCGUUUUAAUUCACCUCAGUCUAGACAUUUUGAUAUACCUGAUAAAUAUCGGCGGCAGCCUGUCCAAUAUGAAUAUCCAGCGCAGAGUCUCCAAAAUUUAAAUCAAUACGAUGAAAGACAAAAUAAAUAUUAUCGCACAACUUCUCCAUCUGGACCAUAUGUACAGUAUUCAGAUCCAGUUCGACAAGGGUCAAGACAAAUUGUCGUCUCUCGUUAUGAACCAGUGUAUGCGAGCCCAGCAAAUCAAAUAUACGGAACUCUACCCCGUAACGUACAAUAUUAUCGAUCAGAGAGCAUAUCGAAUCCGACAUAUUAUACGCUGCCGGAUAGAUCUUUAAGAAGAGUAAGGAUAAGCGAAAAUGAACCAACUGUUUUUGGUUAUGUGACUGAUCUUUCUAAUAAAAUAAGACCAGAAUCACAUUAU
Messenger RNA from Brenthis ino (lesser marbled fritillary), 573 nucleotides. The record is from the annotation of a GenBank genome assembly. NCBI's taxonomy places the organism in Eukaryota, Metazoa, Arthropoda, Insecta, Lepidoptera, Nymphalidae.